AUGAAGUAUCACGAGGAUCCCAACAAGCGCUUCACAUCAAACAACAGCUAUCUGACAGAAGUGGCAGAUCUACACAACGACGUUCUACACCAAACGGGAAGCAGAGGACUGGACAACAAACAACAAAUCAGCGAAUGGACCCUGAGCCGACAAGACAUCAACACACGUAUAGGACGACCAACACAGAAAAAGGAAAACACAAACAAGGAAGUUUUGAGGACACAAGUUCUGGAACUGCUGCAAACAAAAUACAAGGACUACUAUAAGAUCUACACCGACGCUUCAAAAACGGCUAUGGGCACAGCAAUCGCCUUUGUGGACACCCAAAACAACUCCCAAGUGGCCAGAAAAAUCAACGAAAACUACAGUAUAAUGAACGCCGAACUGCUAGCCAUUCGAGAAGCACUUAGAUAUACGCAAGAGAAACAACUAGACAGAGUGGUAAUCUUGACGGACUCGAAAAGCGCUUGUGAAGCCAUCAAAAACACAGAAAAUGCCAACGACAACUUCCUAGUAUUCGACAUCAACCAGUUAAGAAACCAACUGAUUCAGCGGAACAUAAAAAUCCAGUGGAUUCCCAGCCACAUAGAUGUCAGAGGGAACGACCUAGCAGACCGAGCAGCAGUACAAGCGACAACCCAAAGACAAGACAUGUUCGUGGGGCUAACUCUGGGCGAUACACUCAGACUGGCCAAAAAAGAAAUAUGGAGCAAAUGGACACGACUUUAUCAAGAAAUUUCGACCGAGAAAGGAAAGUACCGUUUCCAGAUACAAAACGAGCCCGGAACCACCAUAUGGUGCCAAAAGAUGGACCUGAGCACACACGAGAAGAUAAUGUUAUCCAGGAUUCGAAGCGGGCACAGUCUGACCAAGGAUCGUAAAUAUACAUGGAAGUGGGCUGACACAGAAAACUGUGACACCUGCGGAGCCAAAGAGGACAUCGAACAUAUCCUAUAUCACUGUUCGAAAUACAACAACAUAAGAGCAAAGCACGAUAUUCUAAUCAACCAAAAGCCACUCAACGAAAUACUCAAUGAAGGCAGCGAGGAAGAGUACAAAUCGAUAACGAAGUUCCUGACGGAGGGCAAAAUAGCAAUCUAG
Molecule: messenger RNA, 1101 nt
Organism: Aedes albopictus (Asian tiger mosquito)
Lineage: Eukaryota; Metazoa; Arthropoda; Insecta; Diptera; Culicidae
Exons: 1
Coding region: 1-1101 (366 amino acids)
Biological process (GO): DNA replication, removal of RNA primer
Molecular function (GO): RNA-DNA hybrid ribonuclease activity; nucleic acid binding
Source: RefSeq, a predicted model, not a curated record